GACUCAUCCCGUGUGAACUUGUGUGGUCUAUUGACCUUAUGACCUCAGCAAGUCCCCCAUAAUCGAUCCCCGGUCCGCUAUUCCCGUGCUGCAUGGAAACUGCAUAAAAGAAGCUGAGUAUCUCUUUGCUGCACGCCAGUGUAACGUAACUCGGAUGGACCUGUCUUUCGAUGAGGAUGGAUUUUUGUGCGUUCCUCUGAUGUUUCAGAGCUUUGAUUUGUUCCAAGGCGCGCUGAAAUAUGAGGAGAUCGCUCAUGCACGCCAUCCUGUUAGUUCCAGGGCUCAAGACGUAAUGUCGCCGGAGGCUGUCCCACCUGCUCCGACUUUUUCCCCCGCGUCGCACACGCCUUCCGCUUCUUCCUUGGCCUCACCCUCUGCGGGUCACCCGAACACAGCGGAGGCGACCCGGAACUCUGCACAGAUCGCUGCGAAGGUAUCGACGGCGGCAGCGGCGGCGGCGAGAACGACAACAGAAUCGGAACAACGUCGGCCUGUAGACACCCGAUCGCAAUCGUCAUCGUCCCCGCCUCAGCCUGUGGUGGACGAUGUGGGGCGAUAUCCGACGCAUGGAGAGCUGCAUACUCAUACCGCACUUGGCGCCAUCGGAAGUGACAUUUUCUACGCCGGCUACAUGUCCGCAAAUCUUGUCGUUGGAAACCGGGACAACAGAAAUAGACCGCCCGUUGUCAUCCCUGUUCUGCUUGACCUAGGUUUUUCGUACAGAUUUUUCUACAAUGCGAUGUGCAAAGUCGAAGGCGGGAAAGAACUGAUCGGUCUUUCCGUGCUGAAUCCACUUGUACAUUACUCUGUGGAUUACACAGACGACGGCACAGACGUUUCGUAUCAAUACGAGCAGAGUGGCCUCGAAGUCAACUUUCACAACGAGAGAUGGGCUAAAUACCUCGCCAUAAGCGACCAGUUCUUUUUCCCUCCCCUGAAUUGUCGCAAUCUCCUCGACGAUCGCAGUCUGACGCCCUCCCAAGCACUCCGCCAUUGGAAAACGCUGCACUUUGGAUCUUCCUACGACAUAUCAGCCGAUUUGCACAAUGAUCCCGUCCAUGCUUCCGGCGUCCUUGGACUGGGACCCGAUAUCGUGAAAGCGGUGCCGCCCACAGCGAAGAAACCGAGGCUUCCGUCAUUCCUAGAACAGCUCGAAGGAAUCAUUUCAGACUGCGUGAUGACCGUGAUAUUCUCUAGACAGCAUGGCACGGUAUACUUUGGGCCGCGGCCAAUGCUGGGGCGUCCUCGGGGCCAUCCUGGCGAACACCUUGGUCGUUGGUUCUCCGAUAUCCCAGUACUGCCUGGUGGCCCGUUCUGGCAGAUCUCCGGGUCACGGCGCCAGGUGAACGGUAUCGACUAUCCGUCGCUUGAGUCGAAGAUUCUUUUUGACAGUGGAUGCAACUGUUCAUAUUUCGGGAAAGCGUUCGUCAAGGCCAUAUACGAAGCAAUCAGCAAGGAUUGUAUACGUGACGAACGAGGCCGUUGGCCAUUGUGGCUCAUCCCUGACACGAUCCGAUCUGUCGACAUUGAAAUCAAGAUCGGCCUUGGGGACGACAUAGACUCGGCUUCAGUGUUCUCACCCGAGAUAGUGCAAACCGGUACAGUCACGAAGGUGCUGACCGGAGGUGAAAUGCGCGAUUUCCAUGUCGGCGUGUUUCAGGAGAAGCACAACGAGACUGACUCUGACAUUUUGGGAUUGACGUGCGUGAUGAACCUGCAACUUGUCUUCAAGUUCCCCCGAGGGGACCUGCGAUCGGUCUCAUGGAGGGAGAAAUCCUGUGCAUCAGCUUUGGGAAAGCCCGACUUGAUGACACUCAACCCAGAGAAAACGGCGUUUCUGAGGUAUGGCCGGGCCGGAUAGUUGCGCGCGCAGCCCGGAACAGUAGUACAUUCCAUGCAUUCAUGCUCGAAGCGAUUGCAAUCUGUAACCGGAACUUGGCAAACUAACUUGGAG
Mycena citricolor is the source of this 1954-nucleotide messenger RNA. The record is from the annotation of a GenBank genome assembly. NCBI's taxonomy places the organism in Eukaryota, Fungi, Basidiomycota, Agaricomycetes, Agaricales, Mycenaceae.